Callithrix jacchus (white-tufted-ear marmoset) is the source of this 3741-nucleotide messenger RNA. It is a transcript of the gene BAP1, whose product is annotated as BRCA1 associated deubiquitinase 1. Gene Ontology annotation, biological process: protein deubiquitination; ubiquitin-dependent protein catabolic process. Gene Ontology annotation, cellular component: cytoplasm. Gene Ontology annotation, molecular function: cysteine-type deubiquitinase activity. NCBI's taxonomy places the organism in Eukaryota, Metazoa, Chordata, Mammalia, Primates, Cebidae. The record is from RefSeq and is a predicted model, not a curated record.
UCUUGUGCAGUCUGACCAGCGGAAGACUAGCCCAUAAGGCGGAGCAAGGCCGUCGCGCCUUGAUGACGUUAUGCCGCCGGCGCGGGCGGGUGACGCGGCUGGGCCCGUUGUCUGUGUGUGGGGUUGAGGGGUCCCGGGGGCGGUGGGGGCUCCCGGUGGGGGCUGCGGUGGGGCGGGAGGGCCUGGACAUGGCGCUGAGGGGCCGCCCCGCGGGAAGAUGAAUAAGGGCUGGCUGGAGCUGGAGAGCGACCCGGGCCUCUUCACCCUGCUGGUGGAAGAUUUCGGUGUCAAAGGGGUGCAAGUGGAGGAGAUCUACGACCUUCAGAGCAAAUGCCAGGGCCCUGUAUAUGGAUUUAUCUUCCUGUUCAAAUGGAUCGAAGAGCGCCGGUCACGGCGAAAGGUUUCUACCUUGGUGGAUGAUACGUCUGUGAUUGAUGACGAUAUUGUGAAUAACAUGUUCUUUGCCCACCAGCUGAUACCCAACUCUUGUGCCACUCAUGCCUUGCUGAGCGUGCUCCUGAACUGCAGCAACGUGGACCUGGGACCUACCCUGAGUCGCAUGAAGGAUUUCACCAAAGGCUUCAGCCCUGAGAGCAAAGGAUAUGCAAUUGGCAAUGCCCCGGAGUUGGCCAAGGCACAUAAUAGCCAUGCCAGGCCCGAGCCACGCCACCUCCCUGAAAAGCAGAAUGGCCUUAGUGCAGUGCGGACCAUGGAGGCAUUCCACUUUGUCAGCUAUGUGCCUAUCACAGGUCGGCUCUUUGAGCUGGACGGGCUGAAGGUCUACCCCAUUGACCAUGGGCCCUGGGGAGAGGAUGAGGAAUGGACAGACAAGGCCCGGCGGGUUAUCAUGGAGCGUAUUGGCCUCGCCACUGCAGGGGAGCCCUACCACGACAUCCGCUUCAACCUGAUGGCAGUGGUGCCCGACCGAAGGAUCAAGUAUGAGGCCAGGCUGCACGUGCUGAAAGUGAACCGUCAGACAGUACUAGAGGCUCUGCAGCAGCUGAUAAGAGUAACACAGCCAGAGCUGAUUCAGACCCACAAGUCUCAAGAGUCACAGCUGCCUGAGGAGUCCAAGCCAGCCAGCAACAAGUCCCCGCUGGUGCUGGAGGCACACAGGGUCCCUGUAGCCUCUGAGGGCACCCACACAGAUGGUGCGGAGGAGGUGGCUGGUUCAUGCACACAAGCUCCAACCCACAGCCCUCCCAGCAAACCCAAGCUGGUGGUGAAGCCUCCAGGCAGCAGCCUCAAUGGGGCUCCCCCCAACCCCACUCCCAUUGUCCAGCGGCUGCCGGCCUUCCUAGACAAUCACAACUAUGCCAAGUCCCCCAUGCAGGAGGAAGAAGACCUGGCGGCAGGUGUGGGCCGCAGCCGAGUUCCAGUCCGCCCACCCCAGCAGUACUCAGAUGACGAGGACGACUAUGAUGAUGAUGAGGAGGAUGACGUGCAGAACACCAGCUCUGCCAUUAGGUAUAAGCGGAAGGGAACAGGGAAGCCAGGGGCAUUGAGCAGUUCUGCUGAUGGGCAGCUGUCAGUGUUGCAGCCCAACACCAUCAACGUCUUGGCCGAGAAGCUCAAGGAGUCCCAGAAGGACCUCUCAAUUCCUCUGUCCAUCAAGACUAGCAGUGGGGCUGGGAGUCCGGCUGUGGCAGUGCCCACACACUCGCAGCCCUCGCCCACCCCCAGCAACGAGAGUACAGAUACGGCCUCCGAGAUCGGCAGUGCUUUCAACUCACCACUGCGCUCGCCCAUCCGCUCAGCCAACCCGACGCGGCCCUCUAGCCCUGUCACCUCCCACAUCUCGAAGGUGCUUUUUGGAGAGGAUGACAGCCUGUUGCGUGUUGACUGCAUACGCUACAACCGUGCUGUCCGUGAUCUGGGUCCUGUCAUCAGCACAGGCCUGCUGCACUUGGCUGAGGAUGGGGUGCUGAGUCCCCUGGCUCUGACAGAAGGUGGGAAGGGUUCCUCGCCCUCCAUCAGACCUAUCCAAGGCAGCCAGGGGUCCAGCAGCCCAGUGGAGAAGGAGGUCGUGGAAGCCACGGACAGCAGAGAGAAGACGGGGCUGGUGAGACCUGGCGAGCCCUUGAGUGGGGAGAAGUACUCACCCAAGCUGCCUACUGCUCAUGGGGCUUUGUUGCUGGCCAGCCCUCAUCAGAGGUGCAAUGCUGGGUUUUGGCAGGAGCUGCUGGCACUGCUGAAGUGUGUGGAGGCUGAGAUUGCAAAUUAUGAGGCAUGCCUCAAGGAAGAGGUGGAGAAGAGGAAGAAGUUCAAGAUUGAUGACCAGAGAAGGACCCACAACUACGAUGAGUUCAUCUGUACCUUCAUCUCCAUGCUGGCUCAGGAAGGCAUGCUGGCCAACCUAGUGGAGCAGAAUAUCUCCGUGCGGCGGCGCCAAGGGGUCAGCAUCGGCCGGCUCCACAAGCAGCGGAAGCCUGACCGGCGGAAACGGUCUCGCCCCUACAAGGCCAAGCGCCAGUGAGGACUGCUGGCCCUGACUCAGCAGCCCACUCUUGCCGCGUGACCCUCACUAGGGUCCUUUCCUGCCCCACUUUCCCCUUUCCCAGUAUUACUGAAUAAUCCCAGCCAGAGAGCCCAGGCCCUGGGAAUAGACCAUAUUCCCUGCAUCGUGCCCUGAGGCCUGGCACAGGGCAGAUCAGCCCUUUAGUGCUCAGGAGGCAGGAUCUGGAGUUGGGGCACAACGAGGUACUGUAGCUUCUUCCUCCACAGCCGGCUGUGGAGUAGCAGGACCUGGCCCUUCUGCCUGGGCAGCAGAAUAUAUAUUUUACCUAUCAGAGACAUCUAUUUUUCUGGGCUCCAACACAUCUUGCCACCAUGUUGACAUAGGUUCCUUCCUGACUGUGCUCUCUCUCCUAACAGCUGUCCUGGUUGGCCCAGGUCCUUAUAUCAUGCCAGAGUCACAACUAUAGGGUCCCAGCUGGGGGCGGGUGGGCACUGGACCCUGCUGCUCUAGCCCCAGCCACCAGCCUGUCCCUGUUGUAAGGAAGCCAGGCCUAUUCUCUUCAUUUCUCUUAGGAGAGUGCCAAAAACUCAGGGACCCAGCACUGGACUGGGUUGGGAGUGGGAUGUCCCAGUGGGGUUUGGGCGAGCAGCCUGCUGGGAUCCCAUGGCCUGAGCAGAGCAUGUGGGAACUAUUCAGUGCCCUGUGAACUGUCUUCCUUGUUCUAGCUAGGCUGCUCAAGACUGUUCUCCACAGCAAGGUUCUGGGGCUUUUUGCCUUCAGUGUUGUGGCUCUAGGUAUGGGCCUAACUUGGGCUCUGGGUCUCUGUCCCUGGAGCUUGGGGCUCAGAGGAGCCUCUGCCCAGCCCCUCAGUAUUACCAUGUCUCCUUCCUCUUAGGGGUAGCAGAGACAGGGCUGCUUGUAGGAAGCUGGCACCACUCAGCUCUCCCUGCUACUCCAGCUUCCUCAGCCUCUGCAAGGCACUCAGGGUUGGGGACAGCAGGAUCAAGACAACUAGUUGGAGCCCUGUGUUCCAGAGGGCCUGAUGCCAAGGGGUAAUGGGCCCAGCACUGCCUCUGGAGCCCAGGCCCCAACACAGCCCCAUGGCCUCUGCCAGAUGGUUUUGAAGGUGAUCCAAGCAGGCCCCUUGUCUGUACAUAGUGACUGAAUGGGGGUGCUGGCAGGUGUGACAGCUGCCUCUGGGCAGAGCACAGCCUGACCCCUCUAGCCCCUGUAAAUACUGGAUCAAUGAAUGAAUAAAACCCUCCUAAGAAUCUCCUGAGAAA